Messenger RNA from Sorex fumeus (smoky shrew), 942 nucleotides. RefSeq names its product nth like DNA glycosylase 1 (gene NTHL1). The coding region runs from base 16 to 894 and encodes 292 amino acids. The record is from RefSeq and is a predicted model, not a curated record. The transcript is spliced from 6 exons. Gene Ontology annotation, molecular function: DNA-(apurinic or apyrimidinic site) endonuclease activity; DNA binding; 4 iron, 4 sulfur cluster binding. NCBI's taxonomy places the organism in Eukaryota, Metazoa, Chordata, Mammalia, Eulipotyphla, Soricidae. Gene Ontology annotation, biological process: base-excision repair; base-excision repair, AP site formation; nucleotide-excision repair. Gene Ontology annotation, cellular component: nucleus.
AUCAGGGGUUUGAGAAUGCUGACCCGCGGCCGGAGCCGGGAGUCCGGGGUCGCGCCGCCCUGGACGGCAGGGGCGGCUACAGAGGCGCAGGAAAGUCACGGCCCAAGGAAGCGCCCACAGAAGACACGGACACCAGCACGUGUGGCCUAUGAGGUGGUGGAGGGGGAGAGCGGAGCGGCUGCCGAGACCCCAGCUGCGGACACUCCGCAGGGCUGGGAGCCGCCGCACUGGCGGCAGCAGCUGGAGAACAUUCGCAGCAUGAGGAGUGGGAGGGACGCGCCCGUGGACCAGCUGGGCGUGGAGCACUGCCAUGACCUGAGUGUGCCUCCUGAGGUGCGCAGGUACCAGGUCCUGCUUUCACUGAUGCUGUCCAGCCAGACCAAAGACCAGGUGACCGCGGGGGCCAUGCAGCGCCUGCGGGCGCGGGGCCUGACGGUGGCCCGCAUCCUGCAGACCGACGAGCACACGCUUGGCGCGCUUAUCUACCCCGUGGGCUUCUGGAAGAGCAAGGCCAAGUACAUCAAGCAGACGACCAGCAUCCUGCAGCAGCGCUACGGCGGCGACAUCCCUUCCUCCGUGGCCGAGCUGGUGGCCCUGCCAGGGGUCGGGCCCAAGAUGGCACACCUGGCGAUGGCUGUGGCCUGGGGCACUGUGUCAGGCAUCGCGGUCGACACACACGUGCACAGAAUAGCCAACCGGCUUGGGUGGACCAAGAAGUCAACCAAGUCUCCAGAGGCGACCCGCACUGCCCUAGAAGAAUGGCUGCCUAGGGACCUCUGGGGCGAGCUCAACGGGCUGCUGGUGGGCUUCGGGCAGCAAGUGUGCCAGCCAGUCCGCCCACGCUGCCAGGCCUGCCUCAACCGGGCGCUGUGCCCCUCAGCCCUGCAACCCUGACCGUCGCCCGGUGCCCGUGCUGGAACCCCUAGCAGUUUGCAAUAAAGC